CUUCCGAUGUGUACGAUUGAGAACGUGCUGUUCACAGACCCCCGCAUCUCGCGCUAAAGUGGGGCGCGGAGAAGCCGGGGGGGGCGGAAUUCGGCUCCAUCCGAGGCCGCCUUUGGCCGCCUUGACGUGAAAACCGUGACCGUCUCUUGCCGUCUGCCCUCCGUCAAUCGCCUCUAAGGACCGUGUCAUCGUAUUCUCGUCAUGGAAAGUAGUGUGGCAUACGAUGCGGAGAGCCCUGGAUCGUCCGGAUCGGCAGUCGAGACACCGCCCAAAGGCGCGGCCCACUCGAGUGGAAGAGCUUCGAAGUCGGAGCGAGAGAAACGAACCUAUCGAGCAUGUCUUCAUUGUCGGCAGAGAAAGUCGAGAUGUGAUCUAUACAGCAGUGGCGAACCAGGCCGGCCCCCAUGCGAACGGUGCAUUCGAGAGCAACACGAAUGCAUUCUCGGCGGCUCGAGACGAGGUGGGCGAAGAGUGAAACGCUCUCAGUCGGACCUGAAUCACCCCGGUAGUGCAAGCACCGACGGCGCAGCGCUCGGAAACAUCCUAUCCCCCAUGCCCAUUGCUCCGCCCCGACGAGAUGCCGCCGAUGACCGAGUGCCGACAUGGAUCGACCGUGAAUCACGUGUAUUGCCGCCGCUCCGCCAGGACCCUCCCCAAGCUUCCAUCCCGUCUGCCAAAAUGACGGUGGAUGACAGUGUUGCCGCCACUGACCUCCAGAAUCCUGCGGACGCUCUUGAAUUUCUCGCCAAUGUUGCAGAGCGUGACUCGGGUUCCAACAUGCUCCCACCGAUUCAGGGAUUCGGCAGAUCACGUCAGUCGGCUACAUCUCACGUACUGAACGACUCUGGUCGGCGCAGCGAGCAGCCGCAGUCAAGCGAUGCCGUUGACUAUCCGCCUCUGACACGGGGACUGAUAACUUUUCAGAUGAUUCAGACGUUACUUGAGCGGUACGAGUCUCGAUAUCAUCAAUUCUUCCCCAUAUGCAGCCCCAAUGUCAUGCAGUAUGAGCAUCUGCAGACUAGCGCCGCCAAAGAGCCGCAUCUACUUGCUGCUAUACUCACGGUAGCCUCCAGAGACCAAAAUGACUGGUGGCAGAUACACGAAGCAUGCUCGUCGCAUAUGCAGCAACUUAUGGCGGACCUGGUGUACAGUGGUCGUGGAACGGUGGAAGCUGUCGAAGCCAUGCUCAUCCUCGCGGAGUGGGUCCCACGUCGGCCUCAUGCAACCCAAGCCGUAGGCAGAGGUGAAGAAGAUCAGGCAGCGUGGAUGUUUGUGGGGACUGCCAUCAGAUUAGGCUAUCUGCUCGGUAUCGACCGGACAGGCUUCCGAGGCGAGCACGAUGGUCAGUCGCUGGAACUGAAUCGGAAGCGUCUCGCUUGGGCCGCCUGCUACAUGAGUGACAGACAAAUCUCUGUCAGAGUUGGCAAAGCCUUCUGGUCUCGAGGUCCCGGCCCAAUGACGGCCCUCCGAGCCGAGGACUUCCCCAGUCUCCGGACAAGACUAAAUCAGGACGACUUUGCAGCAAUCUUCCAGGCAAACCUCGAGCUCACUCAGCUCUUUUCCAAUGCACACGACGUACUCUACGCAACCAAGGCUCGAUCCAGCCAGUUGAACUUCGGCGGAGAGUAUGUCAAAUACAUCGACGACUUUCGAGUUGCCCUACGCUCAUGGCACAGUACUUGGGGCGUGUUCACCUGCUCGAGCCCAUUGAAAGCCAGCCUCAUACUUUCAUACGAAUAUCUGCGACUGUACAUCAAUGCAUUCGCCUACCAAGCCACGCUCAAUCGAUUGGUGGCACAGGUGCAAGCUUCCGCGAACGGGCAACCAACGCAGAAGCCCAUGCACCCCUUCGGAUCCGACUUGGCGAAAGAGCCAGACGCCCGCUUCAUCUACGAGUCUCUGGAUGCGGCGAAGUCAUUGCUUAGCACCUUCAACAGCUUCGUGGAUCCUCGCGAGACCUUCCGCUUCAUGCCGUUGCGCUACUACUUGUACGUCAUCUACAGCGCAUGCUUCUUGUACAAGGCACGAGCGACGGGCGUCAUGGGCGGUGAUACACGUGGCUCCAUCAAGCGGAUGAUCACCGACACCAUCGAUCGACUACAACAAGCCAGCGCCUGCGCCAACGAUGUCGGAGAUCGCUACUCGCGCCUCAUUCGUCUGCUAUGGCGCAAGCCUCCACCCCGGCAAUCGCUCAAGCCGGUCCAACGUCGAAUGGCAACGGCAUGCCACCCUUUGAUCCCGCGAUUUUCGACGGCAACGACGUGA
Neohortaea acidophila is the source of this 2265-nucleotide messenger RNA. RefSeq lists its product as uncharacterized. Gene Ontology annotation, molecular function: DNA-binding transcription factor activity, RNA polymerase II-specific; DNA binding; zinc ion binding. Lineage: Eukaryota; Fungi; Ascomycota; Dothideomycetes; Mycosphaerellales; Teratosphaeriaceae. The record is from RefSeq and is a predicted model, not a curated record. Gene Ontology annotation, biological process: regulation of DNA-templated transcription; DNA-templated transcription. The transcript has 9 exons. The coding region runs from base 202 to 2265 and encodes 687 amino acids. Gene Ontology annotation, cellular component: nucleus.